Molecule: messenger RNA, 456 nt
Organism: Helicoverpa zea (corn earworm)
Lineage: Eukaryota; Metazoa; Arthropoda; Insecta; Lepidoptera; Noctuidae
Product: hemolymph lipopolysaccharide-binding protein-like
Exons: 4
Coding region: 16-420 (134 amino acids)
Source: RefSeq, a predicted model, not a curated record
CGUGAGGACAUCGACAUGAUUACUUUAUAUUCAGUUUGUUUGUCCUUCCUAUUGAUUGCCACCGAUGGUGCGCGCAGCAAGCCGCAGUACUUGUUCAGCUACGAGGCAGAAGGCUGGCUGAAGCUGCACAAGUUCCCGGCCACCUGGGAACAGGCCUUCCUCAGAUGUCACUACGAGGGAGCGGUGUUGGCGUCUCCACUAGACGCGGGGCUAGUGAAUGCUCUUCGCUUAAAAAUGGUUCGAAACAGAGUUCACGGUCAGAUCUUCCUAGGAGCACACAACUUGCACUCUGGUGAUGACUUUGUUUCAAUACAAGGGGUGCCGUUGUCUGACAUGGAAAUAAGCUGGGCUCCACAGACUUACCCAGAUUUAUCAGGGCUCUGCCUGACCAUAGCCAUCAAUGGAUCCUCAUAUACAUGAAUGUCACUUCAUGUAAGGACUCGCUUCCCUACAUAU